UCCCGCUCAAGAGCGCGGACAGGAGCGCGUGCGCGUGUCACCGGCUCGGGGAGGAGAGUGGAGGACGCACUGAGGUCGGCUAGUCAGUCUGGUGCCCGGCAUGGCGGGUGUGCUGCUGCGGCUGUUGCCUCUGCUUAUGGCGGGGCUGGAGCGAGCUCUGGCUCUCAGCCUGGCGCAGCCCCGGAGCUUAGCCAACGGAGAAGGUACUGAACAGCCAUGCCCACCAUCUAAGUUCUCAUGUGGUGCUGGCAUCUGCAUCCCCUCUGAGUGGCUGUGUGAUGGUGACAGAGACUGUCCAGAUGGCAGAGAUGAAACUUCCUGCUGGGCAGAGCCUUGUGCCCACGGGGAGGAACGGUGUCCCUCUGAAACAUGUUUCCCAGUUAGAUGUGAAGGUCCUGAAUGUGCUGUCUUGUGGACUCAGGCCCGCUGCCCCCCACCUCCCUGCCUGGCUAAACAUCGAUUUUGUGAUGGAGUCAGUGAUUGUCCCAAUGGCACAGAUGAGCAGUUUGUGGACUGCAAGAAACACCGUUUGAAGCCGUCCUCCUUAGAUUGUGCUAAGGAGGGGUUCCAGUGUGCCCCAGGAGUUUGCAUUCCACAUGCAUGGGUGUGUGAUGGACACUCAGACUGUGCCAGUGGCAACGAUGAACAUCAUUGUGGGGUGACACAGAUUCCUGGAGACCAGAACACCACCUCAGCUGUGUCUCUCACCUCAGUUUAUGGAAAUCUCACUACUUCAGAAAGACAAAGUGCCUAUGACCUGGUCACAGCAGCAGGGGUGACACAAGCUCCUAGAGACCAGAACACCACCUCAGCUAUGUCUCUCACCCCAGGUCAUGGAAAUCUAACCCCUUCAGAAAGACGAAGUGCAUAUGGCCUGGUCAUGGCCGCAGCUGCUCUGAGUGGAGUUCUGGCUGCUGCCUGUCUCCUUGUGUGUUGCCAGACCUGGGCCCAAGUCCGGUGGCGCCUCCUCCCCCAGCCAAAUCUGCUGGAAGCUGUGAAGGAGUCACUGCUGAUACCUGAGAGGACACCAUCGCCCUUACUAUGAGUGCCAGUUUGCCUACCUUUUGGUCCUCCAGGACUGCUCAUGCAUUUGUGAAAUUGGCCCAGGCUUCCCUGGGGCUGAAUCAAGAGUCUUCUAGGAGGAGGAAAGGCAAAGGAGGAAAGGGAGAGAGACUGUUAGUUGUACAAAUCUCUUCCUCAUAAGCCUCCAUCUCAAGCUACCUCUCUCUUUAAGGCAGCCAAUAGGUCCUGACUUUGAUGCCUUCUUCUACCCUGGGAGGCCCUGCAUAUCUGGCUGGGUGUGAAUCUUGGUUCUUUCCAAUAGAAUGCAUCCUACUUGCAUGGGGAUGGGGGUGGGGAAUUAACUUAUCUCCAGCAGUGGACAGGAUACUAGGCCUGUUCACUCUCUGAGGGAGCUGGCUCCAUGGGCUGUGCUCUUUGCUGAGCAAUGGUGGGUAUUAGCCAUAGGAUGGGGCUGAUGGCCCAGGGGUGAGUAACUCCAUUCAGACACUACAGGUGAAGGAGAGAAUAGCCUCUAUACCUAGGAUGAGCUACAGUUCAGUAAUUAAAAUACUUUUUCAAAACUUA
Messenger RNA from Monodelphis domestica (gray short-tailed opossum), 1587 nucleotides. RefSeq names its product CD320 molecule (gene CD320). NCBI's taxonomy places the organism in Eukaryota, Metazoa, Chordata, Mammalia, Didelphimorphia, Didelphidae. Gene Ontology annotation, molecular function: protein binding. Gene Ontology annotation, cellular component: plasma membrane. The record is from RefSeq and is a predicted model, not a curated record.